Messenger RNA from Acinonyx jubatus (cheetah), 1376 nucleotides. It is a transcript of the gene HMGN5, whose product is annotated as high mobility group nucleosome binding domain 5. Gene Ontology annotation, biological process: chromatin organization. The coding region runs from base 169 to 1155 and encodes 328 amino acids. The record is from RefSeq and is a predicted model, not a curated record. Gene Ontology annotation, cellular component: chromatin; nucleus. The transcript has 6 exons. Gene Ontology annotation, molecular function: nucleosomal DNA binding. Lineage: Eukaryota; Metazoa; Chordata; Mammalia; Carnivora; Felidae.
UGGUUUUUUUGUUUUGUUUUGUUUUGUUUUGUUUUUUUGUUUUGCCGAGUACAGGUUGUGCUGCAAUUAGUUCAUUGAAAACUCAGUUGCUCUCUGAGCGCUUGGGCAGAGACUGCUUUCGGCUUUUUUUCUGCUAAUUGUUAAGAUCUCCUGUAGAGAGCUGCAACAAUGCCCAAAAGAAAGGCUGCCAGUCAAGAUGGUACCAGGCAGGAGCCAAAAAGAAGAUCAGCCAGACUGUCUGCUAUGCCCGUGCCCAUGACACCAGAGUUGAAGCCCAAAAGAACAUCUAUUACAAAGAAAAUGAAGACAGAACAUGAUACGAUGGAAAAAAACACAGAUACAAGUUCCAAAGUAAUAGCUGAAAACAAGAAAGAAGUCGUUAAAGAAGAAUAUAGUGAUAAAAAUGGAGAAGCCAAAAUUAUGGAGGCACCAGCUCCUGAAAAAGAACUUGAGGAAAUGAACGAAGAAAAAAAUGAAGAUGUUGAAGAAGAGGGAGUAGAAAAGAAUGAAGCAGUGUCACCAGCAAGAAAAGAAGACGAGAGAUAUCAGAAAGGAGAUGGAGAAGAUCAAUACAAAAAAGAAGAGAAAGGAGAAGAUGGGCAAGAGAACAAAGAUGGAAAAGGAAAAGAAGAUAGAAAAGAGGAUGAAGAUAGGAAAGAAAAAGAAGAGGGAAAGGAGGAAGACAAAAAAGAGAAAGGAUAUGAAAAAAGAGGUGAAGAUGGAAAAGGGAAAGAAGAUAGCAAAGGGAAAGAAGAAGAAAGAGAGAAAGGAUAUGAAAAAGUGGAUGAAGAUGGAAAGGGGAAAGGAGAAGAUAGCAAAGAAUUGGAAUGUGAAAAAGACAAAGGAGAAGAAAAACUGAGAGAAGAAAGAAAAAAGAAUGAAGAUGAAAAGGAGAAUAAAGGUGGAAAAGAGGAUGAAAUUGGAAAUGAAGAGGAAGAUGGAAAUAAGCAAGAAGGUAGAAAAGAGAAAGGAGAAGAUGGAAAGGAGGGCAAAGAUGGCAAAGAGGAAGAUGAAACAGAAGAAAAUGGAAAGGGAGAUGGGAAAGAUGGAAGAGAUGGAAAGGAAAAUAAGAAGGCUAAAUUGGGAAAGGAAGUAGCUGAUAAAGAAGAGGCCAAAAAAGAUGAAAAAAAAGGAGAAUCUCAGAAUAUUGUUUAAAGCUUCCCUAUAUAGUUUCAUAAUUUGGUAAUAUGUGCCUCCAUGUUGUAAUGUUAAUAGAGGUGAAUAUUUUUAUCAAAUAUUUUAUAAACACAACUUUUCUUUAGCAUCAAUGUAAUUUCAGAACAUCUUCAUGCUGAUUAUUCAUCACAAAGUAGCUAACAUGAAACUUUUUACAUUUUGUGAUUAUAAUAGUGGAAUAUAUAAAAAUAUUCUUUCAA